Messenger RNA from Nymphaea colorata (pocket water lily), 3829 nucleotides. RefSeq names its product pentatricopeptide repeat-containing protein At3g12770-like. The record is from RefSeq and is a predicted model, not a curated record. The transcript has a single exon. Gene Ontology annotation, biological process: RNA modification. Bases 218 to 2347 code for a protein of 709 amino acids. Lineage: Eukaryota; Viridiplantae; Streptophyta; Magnoliopsida; Nymphaeales; Nymphaeaceae. Gene Ontology annotation, molecular function: protein binding; RNA binding.
GCCGUAUUUUCCAGACACUCCAACUAUUUGUUGAGAUCCUUGACCAUCAGCGGGCGGGCAACAAUCUUAAAACUCUACGAAAAUAAAGCAUAUCUCAGCCAAAUACUGCUGCCGAUUAAUGACUUGCAAGUAAAGCAGCUGAUGACUGCGACUCGACGCUAACUUUUCUUUUUGGGUCGCUCAUGAAAAUCCUUCCUCAUAAAGCUAACCAAAGGGCAUGUGCUUGCGGCGGUUGAGACAGGUAUCCGGCGCCUGCGCACCAAUCCCAGCAGCGAGCUUUCGCUCGGUGGCCUCUGUCUUGGAUUUAUGCACUUCCAUCCACGAUCUUCAUCAAAUUCAUGCCAGAUUCGUUGUAUAUGGCCUUCAACAGAACACCUUUGUAGCUUCCAAGUUAGUGGCUAAGUAUGCCGAGCUGGGGGACCAUGGACGUUCGGAAAGAAUUUUUGAGCUUGUGGAAAAUCCAAAUCUUAUAUUAUGGAACGCUGUCAUUAAAGCAUGUUCAACUUUUCAGUUAUUCGAUGGAGCUUUUUUGCACUACAGGAACAUGGUGCUUAACUCUGUAAACCCAGAUGAAUUCACUUUUCAUUGUGUGUUUAAAGCAUGUUCGCAUCUAUCUGCUUUGACGUUUGGUCGCCAGUGCCAUUCACAUGCUUUUAGGCUUGGUCUUCAUUCUGAUGCUUUUGUGGGCACUUCCCUCAUUGGCAUGUACUGUAAGUGUGGGGAAAUUGGGGAUGCACGCCGAGUGUUCGAUGAGAUACCUGUGAGGAAUUUGUUUCUGUGGAACGCAUUGAUCAAUGGUGUCAGUCAUAACGACGAUGCUGUGGCCACUUUUGAGCUUCUCAAGCGGAUGCAGCGUGAAGGAAUUCGUCCAGAUUCAGCUAGUAUGGUGAGUAUUUUGCUAUCUUGCAGUAAGCUUGGUUGCUUAAGGGCAGGCAAGAUGGUUCAUCUUUUGGCAGUUUUGGACGGCCUGGAAAAGGAUCUGUCUGUGGGUACUUCUCUUGUGACAAUGUAUGCCAAGAUGAAUGAUUUGCAAAUGGCUACCAAAGUAUUUGACAGAAUUCCCCAAAAGGAUGUGGUUCUGUGGAAUGCCAUGCUUUCCGGAUAUAACCAGAAUGGGGAACCCGAAAAGGCGCUAAUGUUAUUGGUCCAAAUGCAAACUGACGGCGUAAGAGACGACUAUGUCACAAUUACUGGCGUAAUUUCAGCAGCAGCAAAGUUGAAAUCUCUAGAAGCAGGCAAGCAAAUUCAUGCACAUGCAAUUCGUAGUAGCGCAAGUUCUGAAGUUCUGGUUCACAAUUCACUUAUUGAAAUGUAUUUUAAAUGUGGUAAACUAAACAGUGCUUGUAAUAUAUUUUAUAGGAUAACAAACAGAACAGUUAUUUCAUGGAGUUCAAUGAUAGCUGCGUAUGUUUUCCACGGUCAGUUCGUUCAAGCUUUGUCACUCUUUAAAGAAAUGAAGCAGGACGGAGUGGGAAUUGAUUCUAUCAGCAUAAUCAAUGUCUUGCCUGCAUGCAUUCAUAUAUCAGCUUUGCCACUUAUCGAAGGCUUGCAUGGAUAUGCAAUAAAACAUGGCUUCGGUUAUGUUAUCCCUUUAGUUACAGCGCUUCUUGUGGCCUAUGGAAAAUGUGGAAGUAUAGAAGCCGCCCAGCAACUUUUCGACGAGUCAGCAUACUUAGAGGAUGACUUAAUCUUGUGGAACUCCAUGAUCAAUUUAUAUGCCUUGUAUGGCAAUUGGGAUAGUUGCUUUUCCUUGCUAAAGAAAAUGAAUGCCAUGGGACUAAAACCAGAUCAUUACACAUUUCUGGGAUUGCUAAUGUCUUGUAACCAUGCUGGACUCGUUGAAGAAGGAUGGGGAUGUUUUGAAAGCAUGAUGAAUGUGCACAACUGUCAGCCUUCACAAGAACAUUAUGCUUGUAUGGUCGAUCUUUUGGGACGGUCAGGGCACAUUGGGGCAGCCAAGAAAAUUAUUCAGAUGAUGCCAUUUCAGCCUGAUUCACGUGUCUGGGGUGCUUUGCUUUCAGCAUGUAAAACAAUCUUGGAGCCCUCGAUUGCAGAAUUUGCAGCUGCACAGCUUUUGAGCAGGGAACCUUUCAAUGCUGGAAACUAUAUUUUACUUUCGAACGUGUACGCUGCAGCUGAGAUGUGGGAUGGUGUUCAGAGACUCCGUGGUAUGAUUAAGGAUAAAGGUCUGAAGAAAAGAGCAGGUUAUAGUUGGAUUGGGAUGCAUGGACAGGUGUAUGCAUUUCAUGCUGGAGAUACAUCUCACCCACGGUCAGAAGAUAUCUACUACAUGUUACGGAAACUAGAUUUUCAUAUUAAAGAUAGAAGCAUAUGUUUGAUCAACUGAGAGAGGUGGUGUCAUUGAAGAAAGCUCCUUUGACGUCAUAAAAAAAUUAUCAUACUUUUUGUGGCCAUCGAAAAGGGUGAAGGCUCGGUUGUGCAGUAUCACGGUUAUUUGCCAUAGCUAUGAAAGAGUGCCUGCAGAACAUGUAGCACUGCGUGCAUUGGGCAUGUACAGAUCCCAGAUUCAGCGGACUUUGUAAGUUGCACUGUUUUCAAAUUAGUUGGUAUCUGCUUCUUCUGGCAUGGUAAAGAAUGUGUUGCUUGCGCUUUUCCAGGGAAUAGGAUUAUGAGUACUUCAGAACUUGGCUUUUCCAAUGACUGCUAGGUUUUUUGGAUGCAUUGGAUUUGCUUAUUGCUGCUUAUACUGCUAGAGAAGAAACCUUGCUAGUUCUUUUCCAAAAGAAGGCUAUGAAUUCUCUGAAACUCUCUUCUGUAGUGAGGAAAGCCUGGUGCUUGCUGGAAAUCCAACAUAACAUGGUAUACAGAUAUCUUGGCCUUGUGAGAACUUUUGGAGCAUUACAACGAUGUACACAAUCAAGAGUGUUCAACACGGUUCUAUGGGCAGUUAAUCGGCACAAUUUACAGUGUCACUGCUACGAUGUGCUUGUGUGAUGAGAAACAGGCAAAGGAUUUGGACGAAUGCUUUCAAGGAUACUUCCAACAUUGGGUCUCUCUGUGAUCGUCCAACAACGUGGAAUUGUGUUGCCUUCAUGCGCCAGAUGAUAUAUGCAGUUUAAGACCGAAAUUAACAUUAGAAAGUAUUAGACCUAAUGGUUUUACUUUAUGGUUGAUGCUGCCCUAUCAUUGGUGGGUACCUGGUUCAAGGAAAUUUACAAAAUUUGGGCCUGUCAAAGUAUCGCUGGUGACAUGAGGUGUUCUAGGCUGGAGCAGGUUACAUGUUUGAUCCCUAACAUCCCUAAAGCGCCUCUGCAUAGUAUCAUCAUCUCUCCACUUGAAUCAGUUUUUAUUUUUGCUGACUCGGUACUUCAGUUCAAAGAUGUAAAUUUCCAUCAUUAAUAAUCACUAAGAAGACACUAAUGUCCACUCUCUCUAUAGAAGCAGGUCAUACUUUCGGGCCUCAAAUGCUGGCAGUGAAGAAGGUAAAACCUCUGUUUGGGUGAGUGGAAGUUCCUCAAAGAAGGGCUGAAGCUUUCCCUUCUGCCCUACCCUUGGGGCCCAGUUAUCCUUCGGGAUUUGGGUGGAAUUUGGUACACCUGUCAACUUGAGUGUCGCAUACCUUAUAUUGACUCUCUAAGAAAGUAGAAGCCAUGAGAAUCGAACUGUUAUGCUAUUCGUACGUGCUGCCAGCCUGCCUGAUGAUAGUUUAUGAUGUGUAUGUUGUUCUAGAGUCGAAAAUGAUAAAAAAAAGAAUGUCAAGGGAGAGUGUUCUUCAUGAUGAUGUAAAAUUGCUGUACAUUUAGUAUACAAAGGCAAUUUCCAUGCAAAUUAAACAUCAAUUUAAUUUUGAGUCAUAGCUUAAGGUAGA